GUUGCGAAGGAGGAGGAAGAGGGAGAAAGAGGCCAAAGAGGGCGACAGAGGGAUGGCGUCGAUCCCUAUAAGCGGAAGGGGCGGCUAAUUCGCCCUGAUGAUGGAUAGAGUAUCGCCCCUCUGCCCUACAUCAGUGACGGCUGACACCCGAUUCAGCCCGCUCGUUGCUCAGUAAUUAGCGCGUGUUUGAGAUGUCUGAUGGCGCUGAUGGCGGGAAGCGCCAGCGCGUCGACGGCCCGGCUGCCUCAGGUAAGCCGAGAGAUGCAGAGGAUGGGGUGAAGCAUGGUAUGAACAGAUGAUGUGCUGUGUGUUGUCAGGUCAUGGGAUGAGUGGAGUGUCAUCAUCGCAGCACCAGCAGAUGGAUGCCGCCCAUAACGCAUCGGUGGGCGGUCUGUCCCAUACACCUUUGACCGCCCUCUGUGCGCCAUCACAACUCUGUGUGUGUUGUGCGUCCGUGUGCAGGCGGCCGGCGGUAGUCUUAGUUUUGAGGAGCUGCAGCGGCGCUUCUCAGUGCUGCUGGCACAAGUGACACAGGUAAGGACGCGAUGACGACACACAUCCACACACACAGCUCGGCCUUGUGUUGGUCAGGUGGAGUGUGAUGUGACGACCAUUGAAGGCUCGUUCGUCGCCAAUGUCGCUGCCAGGGUCAGAGAGGUUAUCCCAUCACCACCGCCGCCAUGACUUAUUCCUCUCUGUCUGUGUCGAUGGCCUCAGCUGCCGUCUGAUGCCUCUCACUGGUAUACCCUCAAGAGCAGCAUCUCGGCGGCCUCUGAGGCCCUCACCGCCAUCACACGAGGCAUGGCGGCCACUCACCCACCCCAGGCCCCUCCCUCACACCCCCAUCCCUCCCCGCCAGCUGCCCAUGCCGCCCCCACUCACACCGAACACACUGGAGGCGCUGCCGCCACCAGCACCCUGCCGCCUGAUGUCUGCCGCGACGUCAUCUACCGGUGCCUGCCCAUCGAUGAGGCCGUCUGCUCGGCCCGCCCCAUCAGCAGGGCACACGGCAGCCAACUCGUCAAUGAGGCCUUCGCGCUGCGCCGCGUCGACAAGCACCUCACGGACACCAACCUCACCGGCCUCAUCGACGUGCACCGGCCGACCCUUCAGUACUACACCAAGUGCGCAUAUGCCCUCGAGCAUGGCGGGGCGGUGUGGUGUGAGUGGCCCGACUUCAUCCGGCUGGCUGACAUCUACAAGCUGACCGACGGUCUGCCCUUGAUCAUGUCGUCCCAGUGGAUGGCGGCCCACCUGCCCACCAAGGCCGACUUCCACACCAUGCCCCUCGCCCUUCGCCAGUACAGCACAUUCGGCCACCUCCUCAACUAUGAGGGCACCAGCCUGGCGCUCACAAAGGUGGAUGAGGCCGAUGACAGCGAUGGCGAGGAUGGCGACGAGGCCAAGAAGGAGGAUGGAGGGGGGAGGGGAACGAAGAGGGGGAGGGGGACGGUGGGGUGACACGGCAGCGGUAUCGCAUCGGAAGCGGCCAGCGAGAGUGGCGCUUUGAGACGGUGCCGCUGUCCGGCCUCCCUCCCCAGCAUCGCUUCCGUGAGACAUACGACCCCCACAACCCGCCCGUCCGCCACGAUGGCUCCCUCUUCCCCUCAUUCACGGCCUUCAUGAAGUGGUUGGUGUUGGCGGAGUGGUAUGGCCAAGAGGGAGCGGACGAGAAGCGGAUAUUUGGAAGGAGAGUAGGCGAUGGCGAUGAGCGGUAUCAGCGACUGCUGACCGAGCCCAUAGACGGCCACACCACCAUCGACUACACUGACGGGCGGGAGCGACACAUCAUCCUCAAGGGCAUGAAGGAGGGCGACACCGUCGCCGCCCACCUGUACCUGACCGACGGCGACAUCAACCUCUACACGACCGAGGCGGCCAUCAAGGGCCACACGCGGCUAGCCGGCCGAUAUCCCAUCGCGAUGUCCCUGGUCCGCCCCCUGUUGACCAAACACCGACUCGCCCACCUCAUACCAAAGUAGAGGAGACUACACAGGUAAGCCCGGGGGAGGACAUCCGGCAGUGCCACAGAUGGUGGUCUGUGUAUGUUUGUGUGUGUGUCUGUGUGUGAGAUGGUGUGCAGGUUGAUCUGUUCCGAGUGUUGGCUGAGACUGUCAAGUAGAUGGACAGAUGGACGGCCUAUCGAUUGCUAGCUGGCGUGCGUGAUACAUGUCUGUGUGAGAGGUGCAGCCUUUUCUGACUUGACUGAUUGAUCGCUGCAUGGAAGUGUCACUCACUCAGUCCAUAGCCACACCGCUGUCCUGUCAGCCAUCACUCCCACAGCAUCAUGCUGAUCUCACGCAGCUUUCUCACCACCAAAACACGAUAAAUGGCUGUGGUGACACUCAGCGGCGCCAGUGACAGAGACAUGGGCUGAGUGGGUGGCGGAUGGCGUUCGCCCGCCCCGCCUCAGAUCAGCGGCGGGAUGUGUGUGUGCGUGAUGGGCGAACGACUCAGGCGCAUGGGCGAGUCCAUUCAUA
This is a messenger RNA of Vitrella brassicaformis, 2480 nucleotides long. The record is from the annotation of a GenBank genome assembly. Lineage: Eukaryota; Vitrellaceae.